CAGCGACACCCUAUGCGAUGAUGAUGGGCAACGGCACGCAUGAGUCGCAGCAGCACAGCCAGCAGCAGCAGCAACACCACCACCACCAGCAACAGCACCAUCAUCAGCAGCAUCACCAUCAGGGCCAACAGCAAAUGCACUACGGUCACCACCAGCAGCUCUCUCACCAACAGCAGCAACACCAGGCCCAACAGCAGUCGCACUUCCCUCAGCCGCAUCAGUACCAGCACAAUCAGCAGCAGGACGCGCAUCAUCACCAGUUAUCGCACAACUUCAUUGCUGGUGCCUCGGCUGCGCUGCCGCACACUGAUAUCUACGGCGGUUUCAAAUUCAUCAACCCGCUGUAUCAAGGGCGGCUGCUGUCUCCGCAGACGAAUGCCUCCCAACAGACUGCGCAGUCGCUCUACCCCACUCAUCAGCAUCAACACCAGCAGCAUGUCGACCAGCAGCAACACCACCACCAGCAGCAGCAGCAUCAUCACAGCCAACAGCAGCAGCAAGCGCAGCAGCAGGCUGGCGCAAAUUUUGCUGGCACAAACGGUGUCUCCGCACAUACUGUGCCGUCACAGGUUAACCCCUCGAGCGCAGUUGCCGCUGCCGCAGUCGCUGCCGCUGCCGCUGCAGUUGCUGACCUCUCCAACCCCUUCCAGCUGCCGUCGGCUAAUGGCACCGGAAUGUAUGGCUACUAUUCCGAGUCGCUGCCGCCAUGGGAAGCCUCAAACGGUAGUACAGAGCUAUCCAAUGGGCAGUCGCAUUCGUCGCCGUCGACGCCGGUAGACAACACUGUAGUAUCGCAGGCCCAGUACACUCUGCAUGCGGUAGACAACCCUGUGUACCCGAUAGACUCGGUGUCAGGGUCAACCGGACCGUCAGCCACGUCCUCCUCGUCAAUGACCCCGGCAAGCAUUAUCAAUCAGCCCAUUGCCACGCCAUCAUCGGUUGCGCUACUCGACCCGUCAUCUGUGUCGGUCGAUACCGAUAGUGCCAGCAUCCUGACUGACAUCAAGCGUGAUGGCAGUGCCAACAGUGCCGAUGCUGUGUCGAGCAGCCAUGGGUCGACUUCCAGUGACCUGACAGCAGUUGUCUCGCAGCAGGCAUCGUCAUCAUAUCUGUACGGGUUCCAGCACGAAUCUGCUGGCUCGCCAUCCCUGAAUGAUGUCGCAAGCAACCUGUUCUCGCUGCGUCAGAUGAGCGGAAACAAUAGCCAGGAGGCUACCUCCCUUGACGAGCAGCGCAGCGAGGCUGCUGAAAAGCACAGUUCAUUUGACGAAGUGUCCCCAGUCGACCGGUUAGCAGCAGUAGCAGCGGCGGCAGCCUCGGCGUCACAGGACCCCCCACAAAUGAAGCAGGAUGGUGUGUUAUCGCCGAAUCCGGCUGAGCUGAUGCAGCAGAGCCAGGAGCAGCAAAGUGUGCAGCAGCAACAGGAGCAGCAGCAGGAGUCGCAAGCGGAUGCCCACCGGCUCCGGCACAAUCUGCUGCAGGGCUCAUUCAAUCUGGGCGUGGUGCCUGAUAAUGUCAAUUUCAGCAAUUACUAAUACUCUCCUCAUUUCUGCUUUUGCAAGCAUCCGUUUCUAUCUAAAUAUCUUAAUAUACAAC
Linderina pennispora is the source of this 1596-nucleotide messenger RNA. RefSeq lists its product as uncharacterized. Lineage: Eukaryota; Fungi; Kickxellomycota; Kickxellomycetes; Kickxellales; Kickxellaceae. The record is from RefSeq and is a predicted model, not a curated record. The coding region runs from base 21 to 1535 and encodes 504 amino acids. The transcript has a single exon.